Messenger RNA from Branchiostoma floridae (Florida lancelet), 4727 nucleotides. RefSeq names its product ras-related protein R-Ras2-like. Lineage: Eukaryota; Metazoa; Chordata; Leptocardii; Amphioxiformes; Branchiostomatidae. The transcript is spliced from 7 exons. Bases 227 to 820 code for a protein of 197 amino acids. Gene Ontology annotation, molecular function: GTP binding; GDP binding; GTPase activity. The record is from RefSeq and is a predicted model, not a curated record. Gene Ontology annotation, cellular component: plasma membrane. Gene Ontology annotation, biological process: signal transduction.
AUAAGGGCGGCGGCCAUGUUGGAUUCCCAUGCACGCUGAGUUUAACCACUAACAGCAGCAAGCAGUUGUAGACAUUUUAAAUUCCUCAUAAAGGCUGCAGCAAAGUGCCAUCCAGCACCGCCGUGGUCUAGCCUGCCAGACUGGCUCAAAAAGUCUGCGGGAGUUAACCAAUUCAUGCAAGUUGGAAGCAAAUUCUCGACAAAAUAGUCAGAUUUCCAGAAGGAAUAUGUCGAGAGAAGGGGGAAACCUCGGCCAGAACUACAAGCUGGUGGUCGUCGGUGGCGGAGGCGUCGGAAAAAGUGCCCUUACCAUUCAGUUCAUCCAGUCGUACUUUGUGACAGACUAUGACCCGACGAUAGAAGACUCCUACACAAAGCAGUGUGUUAUAGAUGAUGAGGUGGCCAGAUUAGACAUUCUGGACACAGCAGGUCAAGAGGAAUUCAGUGCCAUGAGGGAACAGUACAUGAGGACAGGAGAAGGGUUUGUGCUGGUCUUCUCUGUAACAGAUAGAGGAAGUUUCGAUGAAGUGUACAAGUUUCACCGUCAGAUCCUGAGGGUGAAAGACAGAGACGAGUUCCCCAUGUUACUGGUGGGCAACAAGGCAGACCUGGAUCCAAAGAGAGUGGUUUCUCAAGAGGAAGGUCAGGAGCUGGCCAGGCAGCUGAGGGUGGGAUAUCUGGAGGCCAGCGCCAAAACCCGCUUGAACGUAGACCAAGCAUUCCACGAACUUGUUAGAAUAGUCAGGAAAUUCCGAGCAGAGGAGUGUCCGCCAGUAGAUGAAACCAAGCAAAAGAAGAAAAGGAAAUGUACCAUCUUGUGAGACGCAGUGAACGGGCAACCCGCCGCGUUCACAACCUACAAGUACAUAGUGUAUCAAUAAAAGAAAAAAAUCUGACUUUUUUUAAAUAUGCAGAUAUUAUGACGCUAACAUCAGGAAGAAGACUUUUAACUAAUCGUAAGAGAAUAGCUAGGGACAGUAGACAGUUAUAGCCAUUUUAAUGAAUAUCUUUUAGAUUUUUAAAAAGUUAUUAGAAAGCAAAGCAGCCUCUUAAUUACCUAAACUAUGUUGCCAUUCAAAUUUGUCUGGCAAAAAACUAGUGUAAACCUACGCAAUGGUUUAACGUCUAAUUUGUAAAGUUCUAUGUACAUGUAUUAUGUUUCUGUUUAGGUAUGCAUGUAGCUUUCAGAUUAAUAAGUACUCUCAAGUCCUCAACUUUUGCAUUCAAAAGUUUUUUGAUCACCAUACACACAUGACUGAUUUUACGUGUUUACCCCAAUAUGACAAUAUCUUUUACACAAAGGUUUUGCUCAUUGCUACUCAAUAUUGGGAUGGAAAAAUCAGUUUAUAUACAUUAUCAGUUGGCAUGUACAUACCGUAAAUGAUGAAACUUUUCUGCUGGUUUUAUUUUGGUUAAAUUUUUCUCGUUAAAUUCGUUGCACUGCAUUUUCAGGGCAUUUCAACUACUCGGCACAACAGAAUUGUUUCUACAGCAAAUUGUAAAAAAAAACUUCCUUUAAUAUCCCACUGCAAAAUAAAACCACAGCGAAAGUAAACAAAUUUACAGAAGGUUGGGAACAAUCUCACUUUUAACUAAGGCCUUCAAAUUCUACAGUGUUUCAUGAUGUUGAAAUGUGAUUGAAGGUUACACACAAAACAAGGGCCAGCAACUCAUUUUAACAAACAGAGUAAGGGUCCUACACACUAGUAAUGUUUCGGGCUAGUUUAAACAGUCCUACUUCUAAAGUCCUGUAGGCAUCUGUGUGAAAGCCAAAUAUCUCUACCUUAUGAAAGUAAAAAUAUGCAGAUUUGAGAGAAGGUUGUCCUUUCAAAUCAUGUGAAAAUUUGACAUUUUCAUACCAUUUUAUUGCAAUGUUGGUAUAAUAUCAUUAUAGCAAGUUUGUAGAUGUUUUCAGACUCAGUGAAACUGUGAUUUUUUUAGAGGAUGAAAGCAGUUGUAAAAGAAUGAGACUGUAUUUUGGCUUAUUUCCAACAAACAAGAUGCAAGCAAAACAUUGUUUCUACCAGUUGUGUACACUUAGAGGUAGAUUUUGCUGUUUUUGGAAAAUUUUGUUCAUGGCAAGUUAUUCUCAGCCUUACACCCAUGCGCAAAGAUUGUAAUACUUGAGAUUCUGCAAAAUGGUAUGAAAAAAAUUCUGCCAAAAGUGUCAACACUAAAUGUGCAAAAGCUGGUACUAUAUACUGUACAUGUAUUUUGGAAUCAUUUUUUGUCAGAAUAGCCAAUAGUCUUAGUCAUGUUUUCUUUUCUUGGUGACCAGCAGUUAAUGUUGUGUGAUAUUGCAGUGGCACUCAGAUAUGCACUCAACACAAUAGGCUAGUUCAGAGUUAGAAACGUCCAUGCACAGUGUGGUGUAAGUGUUGAAGGCCCCUGGCUAGGGCCGUGGCUUACAACAUAUUACCCAUGGUGCAGCAUUCUGUGCAUGUGCACUUCCAGCAGUGUCCUGGCUUAUUCCAUAAGUAAGAAAAGAAAGAACAUUUAGUGAUUUGUGUUUUCUUCAUUAUGUGAUGUUGGAGCAAGCUAGAAGCUUUCAGACGUGGCUUACUUCCCUUGUGUUAAGAAAUCACUGUGUGCACUAUAAUGGGUAUGUGGAAAUUGUUCAUUCUGACAACUUGAGGUCUGUUUCGACCUGUAUUUUCAAAGUGUGCCACUCAAUUCAGACAAAAUAUCACCUUUGUAUUAUGUAAAUCAAUGAUAAUUUUACAGUGUUUUGGUUGUAAUAUGCAAGACCCGAACAGCAAACUUGUUACAAAGUAUAUGUUGUAUGUAUAGAUGCAUAGACGUCUUUACCAACUACUUGAUCCAUUUAUGCCCACAGCUUUCAAUUAAGAUAGGAUGUGUUCAAGCCAUGUAUAGAGGAAAAAGCAUGUAACGUGUGUCAAUAUGUUAUUGAAUGCUACAACAGACCAACAACUGCCAUAAUUAUUAAAAAUUUAAUCUUGCCGUAAUCUGGUAUAAGAUACUUGAUUUAAAAUCACGACUGUAUACUUAUGAUUGGUGGAAACCCUGCGUAAAUGCCCCAGCUGCAAUAUAGCUACUGUUGUGUGGCCAGAGUUUUGGCAACUCUUGAGCAUUUUACGUGGAGCAUUUUACAGAAAGAUAAUAUUGUCUCUGACUUUUAGGACAUUCACUGCAACUACAAUACAAUAAGCUAGUUCAUUCUUUAGAAUACACAUGUGAUUGUAAUGCAUUGUGGGAAGUUUUUCAGAGUCCCAGGCAGUUCCGUAUGUAUUGCCUUUAACAUUAGUUACCCACAAUUCACCACACUGCACAUGCCCAUUUCAAACUAUGAACCAGCUUAUUAAAUGAGUUGACACAAUGUGCUCUACAGACUACUUGUAGUGAACAACUGGAAAUUUUCUUUGUACAAACCGUUUCCUAUUGCCAUAAAGAUAUAAUUUGUUUAUCUAGCCCAUGUUCUAACCCAAUCAUGUUGAUUUUAGAUAUCAGCUCCCAUUCUGUUUAUUUAAUAAUGAACUGAUGACACACAUACUGUACUUACUGAAGUUUGUAGAGUUUGUAUGUUCAAAGAUGAUUGCAACAUAGUGCUUGUAUUUUUAUGAUGGCUGAUUAUGCUUUGCCUAAGAAGACUUUUGAAAGAGAAGAAGUAGAAUGUAUUGCAAGAAUCCAAUUGAGCCAUUUCCAUCAACAGGUAGAAAUGUAAAGCUAUUUGAUGGACAUACAGCCACUCUCUCAUUGGUCAAAUCUCUAAUUGCUAUGUUGUGAUUGGUUGAACUGUGUAAUCCUGAUAGGAAGUUGAUAUCCAGAACUUCCCAGUAUAUAUCUCCAAGCAGAUGCAAGGAUGGAAAGUCUGAACAUUUUCUGCCCGGGCAACUUACUGGCAAUCCACCACUCCAAACAUUUUCCACCUUAACAUCUGCUUGGAGAUUUUGCAUGUAUUAAAAAUCAUUGUUUUUAUGUUAUGUCUAGCAAUGCUAUGUCCUACAUACAUUGCUAUUUUCUCUUGUAAAUUCUUGCAAGGCAACUACUACAAUGUUCCCUGAAAAAGUAGCAUAUGUUGCAGUUGUAUCUUUGAACGUAAUCAAACUGAUUUUUUAUAUUUUUUCAGUUGUAAUAGGUAUUGGCUGCACACUAGAUAUCACUGUACUUUUGUUUUCACAAACCUAUCUUCACAGACCCAUUUUCUUUGUAGUAACUGUUUUGAAGAAGUGGUUUAUUGUAGUUUGUUUUGUAGGCUGGGUCACUCGAGUUUAAACCGCUAAGUUGAAGACCUUUGAGAAAUGAAAAGAAGUCUGGACAUGUAUCAAGCAUGGUCUGGACAAAAACUGUUUACAAGGUCUUCACCUUUGACCCUUCACCUUUGCACUGGUUUAUCAGCUAUCCUAACUUCUAGUAACACCAUUCAAUGUAAUGUUUUGUUUUGUUUUAUCGAUGGAACUUAAAGAGACCCCUUGUUAAAUUAUGAGUAGCAAAUUUGAUUUAACUAUCGGGGUAUCCAACAAUUAACAUGCCUAGCAGUGAUAAUUAAGUUUGGUCAUAGGAGGACCAAAAAGUUGCGGUAGCACCCUUGUCUCAGAGCAAUUUUUGUACAGCUGUGGCCGUUUGUUAAAGCAGUAAGUGCCACACUAUGCAAUGAUGACCCAGAACUGAAGCCUUGUACAGUGAACUAACCCUAGAGAGUAAUGGUCAAGCUUGGCUUCGUAAAAUUGUAACUUUGCAGUAAGAAUAAAGAGACUCUUACUUUUUGUA